CAUAGACACAGCCAUCACCACCACCACCAGCUACUAGACUCCACGAUCGUGAGCAGCCGACGCCAGCUGUGCUGCGGAUACGACUAUUCAGCUCACCCCCCUUUCAGUACCCGCGAGCCCAGCAACGACAGUCAAGCUGGGGCACAAACGCACCAUCUCCAACGGAGACACUCCCAUCUCCCCAAAGAGAAGACUGACCCAGGACAGCAAGAUGGCUGGCGAACAGGUAGACCUGGUCACCCGCCUCCAGGUGGACGACUCGGUCGUCGGCCAAACCGAAAUCGACGAAUCGUUAUACAGUCGCCAGCUCUAUGUGCUCGGCCACGAGGCCAUGAAGCGCAUGGGCGCCUCCAACGUCCUUAUUGUCGGCCUUAAGGGCCUCGGUGUCGAGAUCGCCAAGAACAUUGCUCUUGCUGGUGUCAAGAGCUUGACCCUGCACGACCCGGCGCCGGUCGCCAUCCAAGACCUGUCGGCACAGUUCUUCCUUCACCCGGAAGAUGUCGGCAAGCCUCGUGAUGCCACGACUGCGCCACGCGUCGCCGAGCUCAACGCCUACACGCCAGUGAACAUUCACGAAUCUGCCAAUCUCGGCGAGAACCUCUCUCAGUUCGACAAGUAUCAAGUCGUCGUCCUCACGAACACCCCACUCAACCUCCAGCUUACGAUCGGUGACUACUGCCACUCCAAAGGCAUCUACUUCGUGGUCGCGGACACGUUCGGCCUCUUUGGCUCCAUCUUCUGCGACUUCGGCAAGAAAUUCACAUGUCUCGAUCCCACCGGCGAGAACCCCCUCAACGGCAUCGUUGCUGGCAUCGACGAGGAGGGCCUUGUCUCCGCGCUUGACGAGACCCGGCACGGUCUGGAGGAUGGCGAUUACGUCACCUUCUCAGAAGUUGAGGGGAUGGAGGGUCUGAACGGCGCCGAGCCCAGGAAGAUCACAGUCAAGGGCCCAUACACCUUCUCCAUUGGUGAUGUGUCAGGACUCGGUCAGUACAAGCGAGGUGGAUUGUACCAACAGGUCAAGAUGCCCAAGUUCAUCGACUUCAAGCCCAUUUCCACAGCCAUCCGCGAGCCUGAGUUUGUCAUGUCGGACUUUGCCAAGUUUGACCGGCCUCAGCAGCUCCACGUCGGUUUUGAGGCCCUGCACGCUUUUGCCCAAGCUCAAGGUCGCCUUCCACGACCGAUGAAUGAGGAGGACGCCAUCGUCUUGGUCGCGUCCGCAAAGGCGUUUGUCGAGAAGGAGAAGCUCCAGGUCGAGAUUGACGAGAAGCUGAUCAAGGAGCUCAGCUUCCAAGCUCUUGGCGAUCUCAGCCCCAUGGCUGCUCUAUUUGGUGGCCUUACAGCGCAAGAAGUGCUCAAGGCCGUGUCCGGCAAGUUCCACCCCAUACAACAGUGGUUCUACUUCGAUUCGCUCGAGUCGCUCCCAUCGAACUCGGCACGGACCGAGGAACUCUGCAAGCCGACUGGUUCCAGAUAUGAUGGCCUCAUCGCGGUGUUCGGCAAGGAGUACCACGACAAGAUCCGCAAUGUCAAGCAGUUCCUGGUCGGCGCUGGCGCCAUUGGUUGUGAGAUGUUGAAGAACUGGGCAAUGAUCGGACUCGGAACGGGACCCAAGGGUGGCAUUAUUGUGACAGAUAUGGACUCGAUUGAGAAGAGCAACUUGAAUCGUCAGUUCCUCUUCCGUCCCAAGGAUGUCGGCCAGAUGAAGAGUGACACCGCCGCCGCUGCGGUGCAGGCAAUGAACCCCGAUCUUGCUGGACACAUCACCUGCCUGAAGGACCGUGUCAGCCCCGACACCGAGCACAUCUUCAACGAGGAGUUCUGGGAAGUUUUGGAUGGCGUGACCAACGCACUGGACAACGUGGAGGCGCGAACAUAUGUUGAUAGACGAUGCGUCUUCUUCCACAAACCUCUGCUCGAAAGUGGUACACUAGGCACCAAGGGCAACACUCAAGUUGUGCUGCCGCACCUUACAGAGUCCUACUCGUCUUCUCAGGAUCCCCCGGAGCAGUCGUUCCCGAUGUGCACGCUGCGUAGUUUCCCCAACAAGAUCGAGCACACCAUCGCGUGGGCCCGCGAGCUUUUCGAGACAUCGUUCGUCAAAUCAGCAGAGACCGUCAACUUGUACCUGUCUCAACCUAACUACCUGGAGUCCACCCUCAAGCAGGGUGGCAACGAGAAGGCCACCUUGGAGACGAUCCGCGACUACCUGGUCACAGACAAGCCGCUCAGCUUUGAGGACUGCAUCAUCUGGGCCCGCAUGUUGUUCGAGAAGCAGUACAACAAUGCUAUUCAGCAGCUGCUGUACAACUUCCCCAAGGACUCUGUGUCAUCAUCGGGGACUCCAUUCUGGUCAGGACCGAAGCGUGCUCCCGACCCGCUCAAGUUCGACCCGAAGAACUCGACACACUUUGGCUUCAUCGUGGCGGCAGCCAAUCUGCAUGCUUUCAACUACAACAUCAACACUUCAGGUGUCAGCAAGGAGCUCUACACCAAGGUUCUCGACAACAUGAUCAUCCCUGAUUUCUCUCCUGACUCCAAUGUCAAGAUCCAGGAGAAAGACAGCGAUCCAGACCCGAAUGCCAACGACAGCUUUGACGAUAACGCAGAGCUGCAGAAGAUAACCGACAGUCUGCCCUCAGCGAGCAAGAUGGCCGGGUUCAAGCUGACCCCCGUGGAGUUCGAGAAGGAUGACGAUACCAACCACCACAUCGACUUCAUCACUGCUGCUAGCAACCUUCGGGCAGAGAACUACAAGAUCGAGACUGCAGACAAGCACAGGACGAAAUUCAUUGCUGGCAAGAUCAUUCCAGCCAUUGCUACUACGACUGCGCUCGUCACUGGCCUGGUCGUCCUUGAGCUCUUCAAGAUUGUGGACGGCAAGACGGACAUUGAGCAGUACAAGAACGGCUUCAUCAACCUUGCGCUGCCGUUCUUCGGCUUCAGUGAGCCUAUUGCCAGUCCCAAGGUCGAGUACAAGGGGCCAAACGGCAAGGUCACCUUGGACAAGAUCUGGGACAGGUUCGAGUUGGCCGAUGUCACGCUUCAGGAGCUCAUUGACGACUUCAAGGGUCGGGGUCUCACAAUCAGCAUGCUGAGCUCGGGAGUGAGCCUGCUCUAUGCCAGUUUCUUCCCCAAGGCAAAGCUGCAGGAGCGCCUCGGCCAGAAGCUCAGCCAGCUUGUUGAGACUGUGUCCAAGAAGGCUAUUCCGGAGCACCAGAAGGAGGUGAUCUUCGAGGUAGUUGCUGAGGAUGAGGACGAAGAAGAUGUCGAGGUCCCGUACAUCAAGGUCAAGGUCCGGUAGAAAGGUGAAACCAUGGGUGCACGUUGAGCAUUACGGCUUUUAUUCUUGCGGCGCAAUCAAGGAUCAUUGUAGUUUACAUAGAAAUCAGACGCACGAUCAGUCUCGAGAACCAAUUGAAUUGUGCAUGGAUUGUCCU
Microdochium trichocladiopsis is the source of this 3440-nucleotide messenger RNA. RefSeq lists its product as uncharacterized. Gene Ontology annotation, cellular component: cytoplasm; SUMO activating enzyme complex. NCBI's taxonomy places the organism in Eukaryota, Fungi, Ascomycota, Sordariomycetes, Xylariales, Microdochiaceae. The record is from RefSeq and is a predicted model, not a curated record. Gene Ontology annotation, molecular function: SUMO activating enzyme activity. Gene Ontology annotation, biological process: protein sumoylation. The transcript is spliced from 4 exons. Bases 212 to 3304 code for a protein of 1030 amino acids.